This is a messenger RNA of Microtus ochrogaster (prairie vole), 3195 nucleotides long. RefSeq names its product exonuclease 3'-5' domain containing 2 (gene Exd2). Bases 200 to 2110 code for a protein of 636 amino acids. The transcript has 9 exons. Gene Ontology annotation, cellular component: cytoplasm; nucleus. Gene Ontology annotation, molecular function: nucleic acid binding; 3'-5' exonuclease activity. NCBI's taxonomy places the organism in Eukaryota, Metazoa, Chordata, Mammalia, Rodentia, Cricetidae. Gene Ontology annotation, biological process: nucleobase-containing compound metabolic process. The record is from RefSeq and is a predicted model, not a curated record.
AGAAUGUGUACUCUUAAGUAAGGUUCCUCAACCCCAGAAAGACUGGUGUGCUAUGAAAGUGUCGGCUGUGUUUGAUAUUAGAAAUACUGAAGAAAAAGAAGAACAAAACACUAAUCCCAAGGAUGAAAAACACCAAAAUUCAAUCUGAUGGCUUCAGAGACUGCAUGUUUGGGGUUGUGGGACUAGUGAAAGGUUGAAGAUGUCUAGACAGAAUUUAGUGGCUUUGACAGUGACCACCCUUCUGGGUGUGGCCAUGGGGGGAUUUGUACUGUGGAAAGGCAUCCAACGCAGAUGGAGAAAGACAAGCAGAGUGGUACAGCAGCAGCAGCAGCAGCAGCAGCAACCACAGCAACAACAGCAGCAGCAACAGCAAGUGCUUGGUAGGAGGGAGUGGCCCCCUCCAGAAGCUGCCCAGCUACCCUUUGGGGGCCUGAGAAUGCCCAGAACCUCAUGGGAAGAGAGGAUACUCCAGGCAGAGGUGGUGACAGUAUCUCAGGAGGCAGAGUGGAAUCAAAUCCAGCCCUUCCUUCGAAGAGAGUUGGCAGAUUUUCCAGUACUUGGAAUCGACUGUGAGUGGGUGAAUUUGGAAGGCAAAGCUAGUCCUUUGUCACUCCUACAGAUGGCUUUCCCGAGUGGCUUCUGUGCCUUGCUUCGCUUGCCUCGGCUGAUCUGUGGAGGCAAAACACUCCCAAGAACGCUCUUGGACAUCCUGGCCGAUCGCACCAUCUUGAAAGUAGGAGUGGGAUGCUCAGAAGAUGCCAACAAGCUUCUGCAGGAUUAUGGCCUCAUUGUAAGGGGGUGUCUGGACCUCCGCUACCUAGCCAUGAAGCAGGGAAGCAGUGUACUCUGUAAUGGGCUUAGCCUGAAGUCACUUGCUGAGACUGUUUUGAACUUUCCACUUGACAAGUCCCUUCUACUUCGUUGCAGCAACUGGGAUGCUGAGAAUCUUACUGAAGACCAGGUAACUUAUGCUGCCAGGGAUGCACAGAUUUCAGUGGCUCUCUUUCUCCAUCUUCUUGGAUACCCUUUCUCUAGAAAUCCCUAUGAGGAGGAAGACAAUGAUCAAAUCAGCUGGCGGGAAGUCUUGGAAAAAUGCAGGGCUAUGGUAGACAUCCCAUUCCGAAGCAAGGGACUUGGACGACUGUGUGAAGAGAUUAAUGCGGAAGCACUGGAAUCUCAACAGAAGCCAAGAAAUAGGAAGGCUAAGCCUGACGGAAUGAUAUCAGGCAACAACCAAGGGAGAGACCCCAGGAAACACAAAAGAAAGCCCCUGGGGGUGGGCUAUUCUGCCAGAAAAUCCCCUCUCUAUGAUAACUGCUUUCUUCAAGCCCCUGAUGGACAGCCCCUUUGCACCUGUGACCGGAGAAAAGCUCAGUGGUACCUGGACAAAGGCAUUGGAGAGCUGGUGAGUAAAGAACCUUUUGUGGUCAGGCUACAAUUUGAACCUGCAGGAAGACCUGAAUCCCCAGCGGAUUAUUACUUGUUGAUUAAAGAGAACCUGUGUGUUGUAUGUGGCAAGACAGAUACCUACAUCCGGAAGAACAUCAUCCCACAUGAGUACCGCAAGCACUUCCCCCUUGAGAUGAAGGACCACAACUCCCAUGAUGUGCUGUUACUCUGCACCUCCUGUCAUGCCAUCUCCAACUACUAUGACAACCAUCUGAAGCAACAGCUGGCCAAGGAGUUCCAGGCUCCCAUUGGCUCAGAGGACGGCUUACGCGUGCUGGAAGAUCUAGAGCUUAGGCAGGUGCGUUCCGGAGCCAGAGCCCUGCUCAAUGCCGAGAGCCUGCCUGCACAUCGGAAAGAAGAGCUGCUGCACACACUCAGGAAGUUUUAUAACACAGAUGUUGUUACGGAGGAGAUGCUUCAAAAGGCUGCCAGCCUGAAGACCAGGAUAUACAAUGAAAGCUACAUUCCUCAUGGACUGAAGGUGGUGCAGUGUCACACUGAGGGUGGGCUGCGCUCCCUCAUGCAGCUGGAGAGCCGCUGGCGUCAGCACUUCCUGGACUCCAUGCAGCCUAAGCACCUGCCCCAGCAGUGGUCAGUGGAUCAUAACCAUCAGAAGCUGCUCCGAAAGUAUGGGGAUGGCAUACCCAUCAAGCUGUCAUGAUUGCUGCUUGCAGGACAGAUGGGAGCUGGAGCCAAGGUCAAAAUUACCUCCUCCUGCUUAAUGUUAUUGGUGGAAGCCCUGGUGGCUGGCUCAGAAUGCUAAGCUACACUAACCCCAGGUACUUCUGAUGGAGCAAGGCUGUAGUUUUAAGGGGAGUCUUUGGUUUGGAAUUUUAAUUGAGGAGUCUAUUCUUUCUCCUCCUUUCUCUCCUGUUUUUGUGUGCAAGGAAAGCUUGGCCUUUAUUUUCACUCUCCACUCUGCUUUUCCUGUUAAGAGGGAAAAUGAAUACUGCUCUCUGGAGUAAAUUGUUGGGCCCUGGGAAGAUGUUUGUGCCUCUCUCGCCUCUCCACUGCAUUGCAUCCUAUGGGGCAGGGAGUUGAAGAACCAGUCAGGCUCAUAUUCCCAGUUCAACCUCAUGGUUUUGAUCUUUCCUGUUUUCUAUAUUCAGUUGUUUGGGGUCCACCCCAAUUGUAUCACUUGGGUUUAUUUUACAUGCUUGAAAAUGUUCCUGCUUGUGUAUACAGGACCAAAGCCCAGCUUGCUUCUUCCCUAUCACAGGGGAAGUCCUUUUCUGAAAAUGGGUUUUCAGCUGGGUGGGGCAGACAAGUAUACACCUUUCUUAGAUACAGCCUUCAGCCUCCCUCUCCUCCUCAGGAUGUCUGCUUGUUGCACAUCUCCUGACUUGCUUCUGAGUCAGUGCCCACUCCCGUCAGUGUUCACGUUCCAUUGCAUUUGAGAUCCUUAGCACUCAAUCCACUCCCAGAGCCAUUUGACCAGGUUACGGUGUGAGGACUUCACCUCCCCUGGAGCCUGGUACACUGAGAUAACUGAUAACAUUAGGAAUUUAAAAAGGGUAAUGUUUCAUCUUUCAAAAUGUUACAGACUACUACUUUGAGUAUGAAAUAAAUUUAUUAGCAAUUAGUAUUUUUUCUAAACUAUUAGGGAAACUUUCUUAUUUUAUAAGAUCUUAACAAGCUUGAACAGAAUUUUAUGGCCAGAAUCCAACAAGAGUUCUAUUUUGGAAUUGUACCCAAGUUGAUUAUAACUGAUCUGUCAUUGAUAAAUAAAACAACUUCACAGCACAA